UAACUGCUCAGGAUUCAGGAUGCUGCUGCUGUCGCUACUGCCGCUGCUGCUGAUUCAAUGCUCGUUAACAAGUGGAGCCACUGAUCCCAUAUACCUGGUGUCUGUCACUUCCCAGGCGGUGAGUGGUAGCACAGAGACUCUGUGUGCACAGAUCCAUGAGCCCAAAGAACCACUUUCUUUAGUGGUAACUUUGAGGUCUGACAGUGGAAAUGUGACCAUUCUACAACAGGGCUCCAUUACAAAGGAUUUCUACAAAUGCGUCCCAUUUAAGGUCCCUCUAGUCACUGUGGAGUCUGUGGCAUCCGUCAAUGUUGCAAUCCGAGGAGGCACAACAUCCCUGAGCAAAACCACUCAGAUCCUCAUAAAUCCCCCCCAAAAUCUUAUUUUCAUCCAAUCAGACAGGCCUAUCUACAAGCCAGGACAAACAAUUAAAUUUCGCAUUGUGUCUCUGGAUUCCAAUUUCUUGCCCCACAAACAAGUGUUUAAAACGGUAGAACUCCAGGACCCUAACUCGAAUCGCAUUGGUCAGUGGUUGAAUCAGUCAACAAGGAUUGGCAUUUUGGACCUGUUCCACUCCAUAUCUCCAGAAGCCACUCAGGGUUACUACACGAUCAGUGCUUGGGAUGAGAAGAACCACCAAACAUCACACAACUUUGAAAUUAAAGAAUAUGUUCUGCCAAAAUAUGAAGUGAUCAUCAAUUUUCCAACUGUAAUAACCGUCCUGGACAAAGAGGUCACUCUGAAAGUUUGUGCAAAAUACACUUAUGGGAAGCCUGUGCAGGGGUCUGUGAAUGCUGAAGUGUGUGGGAAUUCCUGGUUUUACUAUUAUAGAACCUCUAAUAAAAGGGUUGACAUAUGCAAGUCAUAUUCAAUGAUGACUGACAAGACUGGCUGUGGGUCAUGGGUGGUCAAUGUGGAAGAAUUUGGCUUACAAUACAGUGGAAAUUUCCUGGUGAAUUCUAAAGUGGUAGAGUCUGGAACAGGGAUAACUGUGUCGGGUACUACUACAACAGCUAUGUUUACCAAUGAUUAUGUCAAUGUUAACUUUGAGGACACAUCAGACACAUACAGGCCUGGCAUGCUCUUUAAGGGAAAGGUUGUGGUCACUAAUCAACAGUCCAGUCCGAUGAAAAAUGAGCCAGUGAUUGUCUAUGCAGAUAAUGGUGAAAAAGUUGUUAAUGUGACACUGACGACAGACAGCACUGGCACUGCCAGUUUCUCUUUCAACACUUCUGAGUGGUCAGAAAAACAUGUGUCUUUACGGGUCCAACAUAAGGGAGAAGAGCGGACUGAUUAUUGGGGUUAUAGAUAUGGUCCAUCAGGCUAUCUCUACAUAAGACCCUUUUACUCCAAAAGCAAAAGUUUCCUGAUGUUGAUGAAGGCUUCAGGGAAGCUCAGCUGUAACAGUGAUGCAACUGUGGUGGCCAGUUACAUCAUUCAGGGCAAUGUACUGAAACCAGGCCAGAACACCUUGGAUUUCUUCUAUAUUGUCCUUUCCAAAGGCAGCAUGGCUCUAAAUGGCCGUCUGUCUGUAAGUGUGAAGACUGGAAAAGAAAACAAAGGAGAGCUGAGAUUCUCACUGAAGAAGACAGCAGCUCUGGCUCCAUUCGCUCAGGUGUUGGUUUACACCGUUCUUCCCAGCGGAGAAGCAGUAGCAGACAGUAUGAACUUCCCCAUUGAAGAAUGUUUGCCAAACAAGGUGUCUUUAAAGUUCUCGUCUCCCACGGCACUACCUGGAGAGAAGACAUCUCUUAACCUGAAAGCCAGUCCUGACUCCUUGUGCUCCGUUCGGGCCAUCGAUCAGAGCGUGCUUCUGUUGAGGCCAGAGGCCGAGCUCAAUGCAGCCACUGUCUUUGGAAUGUUACCAGUCCAGUUGUUGUCGGGGUACCCAUACAACACUGAGGAAAUGGAGCCUUACCCCUGCCGGCAUCCUAUGGAGAGGGAAUUUGCUGAACCUGCGAGGCGCAGGCGCAGCAUCAUGCAUUACCCUUACUACAGUCUCAAAAAUGAUGUCUACACCAUCUUUAGAGAAGUUGGAAUCAGAAUCGCUACCAACUCUGAUGUGAAAGCACCUGUUGUUUGUACUGAGAUUUUCAAUGAAAUGAAGGUGAUGAGGGAACGUAAAUUUGAAUUGGCCCCGUCGGGAGCGGGUUUUGGUACAAACAUGAAAAAUCAUGCUGGGAGGAUCCGCAAAUUCUUUCCGGAAACCUGGAUAUGGGAUCUUAUCCCUGUGGGGAGAUCAGGAUCUGUGGAUGUUGCAAAGACUGUCCCGGACACCAUCACUAAAUGGGCUGCAGGGGCUUUCUGCACGUCCCCUUCCGGGUUUGGACUGGCCCCCAACAUCAAUCUCACUGCUUUCAAGCCCUUCUUUGUGAGCCUUUCCCUCCCUUACUCUGUUAUCCGUGAGGAGACGUUCACUCUCAAAGCCUCUGUAUUCAACUACCUCCCCAAAUGUAUCAUGGUGAAGGUCACGCUGGCGGACUCACAGCAGUUCACUGCUCGGCCGUGUAAAGGUUGCACAUACACUCAGUGUGUUUGUUCUGAAGAGAGCAAAACCUUUCAGUGGAUUGUUACGCCUUCUGCCCUGGGAAAGGUGAACAUUACAGUGCGCGCUGAGGCGGUGCAAACCCGAGAACUGUGUGGCAAUGAAGUGGUGACUUUUCCGGACAAAGGCAGAAUUGAUACUGUGAUGCAGAGUGUUCUGGUGGAGGCGGAGGGAACUAAACAGUCCGUCACUCAGAAUGAACUCCUCUGCUUAACAGACCGUCCACAGGAGACAUCCGUCUCCCUCACUCUACCCAAUGUUUUUGUCAAGGAUUCUGCCAAAAGCUUCGUCACUGUUCUGGGUGAUCUGAUGGGUCGUGCUUUGAAGAACAUUGGUAAUCUGUUGGCUAUGCCAACAGGCUGUGGAGAGCAGAACAUGCUGCUUUUUGCCCCCAAUAUUUACAUUCUUCAGUACCUGGAGAGCAGCGGGCAACUCACUCCUGAGAUUAAAGGCCGAGCCAUAACCUUCCUGGAGAGCGGCUAUCAGAGAGAGCUGACUUACCAGCAUUAUGACGGAUCUUACAGCGCUUUUGGGAUGAAUGAUCCUUCUGGUAACACCUGGCUAACUGCAUUUGUGAUGAAGACUUUCGGUGGGGCAACGCAGUACGUAUUUAUAGAUCAGAACAACAUCGACAGGGCAAAGGAUUGGCUGGGUCAACAGCAGAUGGACAAUGGCUGCUUCGCCUCUGUUGGGAGGCUUUACCACAUUGAAAUGAUGGGUGGCGUCAGCGAUGAAGUCACUCUCUCUGCAUACAUCACUGCAGCGCUGCUGGAAUUAGGCGUACAGACAUCUGAUCCCAUGGUGGUGAGAAGCCUUGCGUGUCUAAAGGAGGCUUCGCUUAACAUUACCAACACUUACGUCACCGCCUUGCUGUCCUACACCUUCACUCUUGCUGGAGAUGUGCAGAUGAGGCAGAACCUCCUCUCCAACCUGGACCAGCAGGCCAGAAGAGAAGGUGUUGGACGAUAUUGGACUAUGGCUAAUAAUCCUCAGACGAUGGGCUCUGUGGAGGUAGAGAUGAGUGCUUACGUGUUGCUUGCGCUGCUCUCGGGACCCUCUCUACCUGGAUUUGGACUAAACUACUCUGCUGGCAUAGUGCACUGGCUAAGCAAGCAGCAGAACGCCUAUGGAGGAUUCUCCUCUACCCAGGAUACUGUAGUAGCACUCCAGGCCCUCGCUAAGUACAGUGCUGCCACCUACAAUCCAGAAGGAUCUAUUACCGUCACCGUGACCUCCCCCUUAGGCCAGAAAAACCAGUUCACCGUGAACCGGAACAACCGCUUGCUUUACCAGGAGAAACAGCUUCCGCAAACUAAUGGCACAUUCAAGCUCAGGGCAGAAGGAAAAGGCUGUGUGUUUGUGCAGUUCGCCUUGCACUACAAUAUCCCGCCUCCUCCUGACUCGUUGGCCUUCAGCGUCAAAGCAAAUACUGGGGUUUGCAACAACACAUGGAACGCAGCUUUUACAUUAACCACCACUGUCCGGUAUGACGGCACACGAGAGGAGACCAACAUGGUGAUCAUUAACAUCAGGCUGCUGUCUGGGUUUAAGCUGGAUGAGACGUCUCUGCUGGCUCUGAAGGAAGACCCCACCGUCAAACGAGUGGAUCUGGACGAGGAUCAUGUCAUUAUAUAUUUGGAUGGGCUGAAAAAGAAGCAGGUGAAGACCAUCAGCCUGCAGCUCCUGCAGGACGUCCUGGUGCAGAACCUGAAACCAGCUGUAGUGAUAGUCUAUGAUUACUACAAGAUCAGUGAAUUGGCUGUGAUUGACUACACCUCCCCAUGUGCAUAAACACUACAUGAGUGGGAG
Molecule: messenger RNA, 4354 nt
Organism: Rhinichthys klamathensis goyatoka
Lineage: Eukaryota; Metazoa; Chordata; Actinopteri; Cypriniformes; Leuciscidae
Gene: a2m1
Product: alpha-2-macroglobulin-like protein 1
Exons: 36
Coding region: 20-4336 (1438 amino acids)
Cellular component (GO): extracellular region
Molecular function (GO): endopeptidase inhibitor activity
Source: RefSeq, a predicted model, not a curated record